Messenger RNA from Rotaria sp. Silwood2, 1422 nucleotides. Lineage: Eukaryota; Metazoa; Rotifera; Eurotatoria; Philodinida; Philodinidae. The record is from the annotation of a GenBank genome assembly.
AUGUACUUAGNAUUCGUUGAUUAUUUACGUCAUUUAGUUACUCAAUAUAAGCAUGAGAAUAUAUUUCUUCAAAUAUUCGAAUUGAUAUGUGAUAUUCGUGGUCGUUCAUCGAAUAAUUUAGAUCGAUUAAAAAAACAAAUUCAAUUAAUAGACGAUAAACAAAUAUAUGAUGAUAUAUUUGAUAAAAUUGAAAAAUCAUCUCGAUUAGUUAAAUCAUUAAUAGAAUUAAAUAAAAUUAAAAUGUCUCAUAUUGAUCCACAUUCAAUAAUUAUUGAUGCAUUUAAUCAAUUUCAUCGAAAUUUCAAUACUCUACGUGAUCAAUGGAUUAAUAAUAAAAACAACAAUAAACAAAGUGCAUUUACUCUUUCGACAAAUCAUUCAAGUAGUCUAGCUCCGUCAACAAGUAGUUCCGUUGAUCGAACAUCAUCAACAACUCAUUCAGCUGGUCGAACGCAAUCAAAACAUCAUUCAGUUGAUCGAACACCAUCAAGAAGUUAUUCAACUGGUCGAGUAGCACCAAUAAGCCAUUCAAAUGAUCGAGCGCCAUCAAUUAAUCGUUCAUUUGAUCAAACAUCAUCAACAAGUCGUCCAGUUGAUCUAACAUCACCAACUAAUCGUUCAGUUGAUCGAACAUCAUCAAUAAAUCGUUCGAGUGAUCGAACAUCAUCAACAAGACGUUCAAUUGAUCGAAUAUCAUCAACUAAUCGUUCAGUUGAUCGAACAUCAUUAACAAAUUUUUCGUCUUCAUCAUCUCGAUCUCAUUUCGAAAGUCAUUCUCAAAAACAACCACGAGCAUUAUCACCAUCUCCUCAUCGAUCAUCAUCAUUGUAUCGAAGAUCAACAGAAGAAGACAAAGAUAACAAUUUUUCGUUAUUUAGAAAUAUAUUAAAAUCACUUGAUUAUUUAUUUAAUGUCUUAAAUCAUUUACGUUUCACCUCAUUCUAUCAAUUUAUUAAAUUAAUUGUUGGUGAAAUAGAUUGUUGUCGAUCAACUGUCAAAUUAUCCGAUUACAAAUCUUUACAGGAUGCUGAACAAAUGAUAAUGUCAAUAGAACGUCGUCUUACAAAUAGAAUGAAUGAUGAAUAUCAUCGUGCAUCACCACAUAAAAUAGAUCAACAACUUGAACAUUCAUAUGAGGAAACAUUAGAUUCAAUUCGACAACUAUUAAUUUCUUUUCGUCUUUAUCAAUCACAAAUACAGCAAAAUAAACGACCAAGAACAACACGUUGGUCAUCACCUAAUCUUCCAUCAUCAGUUGAACAUAUGGAUAUUGAAAGUAAACCAAUAAUUAAUUUAAAUCAACAAGAUAUUAAAAUCGAUGACGAUCAAAGUUCUGAAACAUCACAUUCAUCACUAGGUGAUGAAGUUUUAAUGGAAGUAGCAAAGAAUGCAUAUGAACAUAGGCCAAAUCGUUAUAAAUAA